AUGAAAACUACUUCACUCUUUAUUGUUUUAAUCUUGUCAAGCUCAUGGGCAGCUUCUGCCGAUGAACAAGACCAUUUCCUUCAUUGUCUCUCUCAAACGUGCCAUAACUACUCCUCCAUUUCCAACGUUGUCUACACCCCUUCAAACUCUUCCUACACUUCCAUCCUCGAAUCCUCCAUCCGAAACACAAGAUUCUUAUCCGAAUCCACUCCGAAACCGCAAGUGAUCAUAACUCCGGACCACGAGACGCAGAUCCCGCCUGUCAUACUCUGUGCCAAGCAGAGCGGUCUGGAGAUCAGAACGCGAAGCGGCGGCCAUGACAUGGAGGGACUGUCUUACGUCUCACAAGUCCCGUUCGCGAUCGUUGACUUGGUCAACCUCAGCCAAGUCACGGUCGACGUGGACGAGAAAACGGCCUGGAUCGGAGCAGGCGCAUCCACCGGUGUCGUAUACUACAGGAUCGCAGAAAAGAGCCCCACUCUGGCUUUUCCCGGGUCUAUCUGCACCUGGGUCGGUGUCGGUGGGCACUACAGCAGAGGAGGCUACGGCGCAUUGCUGAGAAAAUACGGCCUCGCUGCGGACAACGUCAUCGACAUGAGAAUAGUCAACGUCAAUGGAAAUAUCCUGGACAGGGAAUCAAUGGGCGAGGAUCUGUUCUGGGCGAUCAGGGGCGGCGGAGGCGCCAGCUUUGGCGUGAUCACUGCCUGGAAGGUGCAGUUGGUGGAUGUUCCAGAAACAGUCACUGUUUUCUCAAUCACGAGAAGCGUGGAAGAGCAGAACGGCGCAGAACUGUGGCAGCGCUGGCAAUAUGUGGCGCCUCAGGCAGACAAAGAUUUGUUUGUCGGGGUCAUUGUUUUCAGAGUGAACACGACCGUCCUGGUAAACUUCUUCUCAGUUUACCAGGGCGGCGCGGACAUAUUAGUUUCAUAUAUGCAAGAAAUCUUCCCCGAGUUAGGGCUAGUGAGAGAAGACUGCACGGAAAUGAGCUGGAUCCAAUCCACCUUAUUUAGCAACCAAAUGCCGAUAGAUCAACUAGAUGCUGUGCUCAACCGGACUCAGCCCGGUCUCAGACAGCUCAAAGCCAAGUCGGAUUAUGUCCAGACGCCCCUUCCGUUGAACGUGAUCGAGGAUAUGGUGAGUAUGCUACGUGAACCGGAAGCAGACGAGACUAACUAUUACAUGGUUCCAUAUGGUGGAAUCAUGGAGGAGAUAUCAGAGUUUGAGACUCCGUUUCCUCACAGAGCAGGUGCGCUUUACCAACUUGCCGGCUUGACUUACUGGCAAGACUCUGAGGCGGCGGAUACGGACCGUUACUGA
Messenger RNA from Salvia hispanica, 1317 nucleotides. Lineage: Eukaryota; Viridiplantae; Streptophyta; Magnoliopsida; Lamiales; Lamiaceae. The record is from RefSeq and is a predicted model, not a curated record.